Messenger RNA from Rhipicephalus sanguineus (brown dog tick), 1836 nucleotides. RefSeq lists its product as uncharacterized. The record is from RefSeq and is a predicted model, not a curated record. Lineage: Eukaryota; Metazoa; Arthropoda; Arachnida; Ixodida; Ixodidae. The coding region runs from base 490 to 1458 and encodes 322 amino acids. The transcript is spliced from 2 exons.
GCAAGUGAUCCAGAAUGUUUCCUUCAGCAAAACAUACGAACGUGUUGACUGAUUAACUAAACAUGCUAGAGCAGCAUGGGCUGGUUGAUGAAAGCUAUCAGCCUUUAUGAUGAAACCAGUGAAGCCGUCGCAUUUAGGCUCUGCAACUAAUUUUACUUUUAUUGCUCUUCUCUGCUGAGGGGUGUACUAUGACAUUCACUUUGAAAACUAAAGUGCAUUGUUGUACCUCGCAGGCUCAGUCAAAGCUGUCAACAUAUCGCUGCUCUUCUGUUUGCUGUUGCGAGCAUUCAGUCGCCGUCAUGUACCGACAUGCCUUGCAAGUGGAUGGCUCCAACACAAGGUCAGAACCGCCAGCCAUCAGUGCCACUUGCAGAAAUAACGUUCCGCAAGCUUGUGGUGAACAAGACUGUGCAAGCCAAGAGAAAGUGAAAACUUCCACCUGGCUUCCAGUCGAGAGAUCAGUCUGUACUUCAGAACUUCACAGAAAGGAUGGCUCAGUGCGCUCCACAUCUGUUGUGGAAUCGGUACAGUGCCAGCAAACCAGCUACCGUGCAAAACACCAGUGGCAUCACCGACAUUGUAGACCUCCACUCCAGGGAAUGCUUGGCAUUGUUUGCCAACUAUUGGGCACAGCAGGUGCGACUCACAGCUGCAGAGAGAGCGAAAAUUUGCACGAACACAGUCGGCCAGAGCAACAAUCCACUGCGGCAAGCUGAAAGGACUGGCCGCCUGACAGCCUCCAACUUUUACAGAAUACUGCGCUGCAUCAAACCCGAGGGACUUGUUAGAGACAUUUUGUAUCCACGCAAGAAAGAGAACCUUGGACCAAGCGACCCAAGGUUGUACGGUCUUAGAAAUGAAGCGGUAGCGGUAGAAAGUUAUCGUACAAUAAUGCGGCUGUACGAUAAAGACAUUGAGGUCUACGAAACGGGACUUCAUGUUCACGAAACCUACGCCUUUAUAGCGGCAUCACCAGACCGCUUGGUCAGAGAUGGAGCUGAGACAGGGCUCCUUGAGGUAAAGUGCCCUGCCUCGAAAGCUGGGCAGACCAUUACUGAGGCUUGCCAAGACAAAACAUUUUGUGCAAAACUCGUUGAUGGUUCUCCUACAUUAAAGAGAGACCACCCUUACUUCUUCCAAAUCCAGGGACAGCUAGCGGUCACCGGAAAGACGUGGUGCGAUUUUGUUGUUUGGACAAACAGAAGCGAGCUUCAUCUUAGUACGUUUGUGGAAAGGAUUUAUUUCGACGAAGAUGUGUGGUGCGAAAUACUGCAAGCUCUGAUAUACUUUUACAAAGCUGCCAUCAUUCCUGAGCUACUAACACGACGCAUAAGGCGGUUGGGUUUCCUCUAUACCACAGGGGCUGGGUAUGUGCCUUAUAAAAAGUAUGCGCAGGGUUUCUACAUCGCUGAGCCAUCAGAAGACCCAGUGACGUUAAUAAUAAGGAAACUGAAAUAAAGCAUGUUCCAAACAGAAGCAAGCAACAAGUGUCUGUGUUAACUACCGGUCGCAUUUGGCGACUUCACAUUGUUUAUAUAUAUGUGCUUUAACACUUUCGUGACCACGCGUAUUCCCAUUGAUAGCAUGCUAUCUAUGGUUGCAAAUUCGAAUUUUGGCGCUCUCCUAGCGCUUCUUGACAUCUACCGCCAUGUAAAGGGUUUAAGAGAAACUAUUUUAUCAGUUUCACUUGUGUUUUUCUACCGCGCAGGGAUUUUUAAAGCGCAUUUGUAGUAGGGGUGUCGAUCGCUCGUAGUUUCGAAGAUGGCAUCAACAUUACACACCGCUGUUCCACGAAAACAGUGAAUUUCAACGGAUUCCGAUGCAUCUGAGCUUGAA